Soboliphyme baturini is the source of this 1290-nucleotide messenger RNA. Lineage: Eukaryota; Metazoa; Nematoda; Enoplea; Dioctophymatida; Soboliphymatidae. The record is from the annotation of a GenBank genome assembly.
AUGGAUUCAUGUAUACAGUACCCACCUCGUUUGGUUGUCCCGCACGUUGGAUUGAUUCUGCUCACGGCAACGUAUACUCUGAUUGGUGCUGCCAUAUUUCACAGGAUCGAAUUACCUCACGAACGUCAGGUGAAGCAGAAAAGCCUGAGUGAAAUAGAAGACACUAGGAACGACUUUGCAAGGAACAUCCGAGGGCUGCUGCGGAAGUACGACGUCGCUGACCACGAAAAAUUGGACCAAGUCAUUUCCGAGUCGAUCAGGAACAUAACUGAAAUACUGUACUUUUCAUUCGACAAACAUUUCUUGACUGCGAAAGAAAUCAUGGAGAACAGAACCAUCGACGCCUGGAAUUUUCAGACGGCGGUGUUCUUCGCCGUCACCGUAGUUACCACUAUCGGCUUUGGAAAUCCGGCUCCAGUGACGCAGGCGGGUCGCAUCGUCUGUCUUGGGUUCGCGUUAUUUGGCAUACCUUUGACGUUAGUUACAAUUGCGGAUAUUGGAAAAUUUUUCAGCGAAUACCUGGUGUGGCAGUACAAAAUAUUUCUGGAAGUGAAGCUUAGACUCAAGAAGCAUUUUCGAGACAAAACUCAACAGACAUGCAAGGAAGAAAAGUUCUUGGUCUGCGAGCACUGCAAGGAGAUUGUCCAAGAAGGGACGGAGGAGAAGACGGUUCCGGCGUCGCUCGUCUUCGCCAUUUUGGUCGGAUACACGGCGUUGGGCGGAUUCUUCUUCAGCAGCAUGGAACUGUGGAGUUACUUCGAGUCUUUCUACUUUUCGUUCAUCACCGUGACCACGAUCGGCUUUGGCGACCUCGUGCCCAAAAAGGAGGACAAUAUGGCAGUGACUCUUUUGUACAUCAUCCUCGGACUGGUCAUCACGACGAUGUGCAUCGACUUGGUGGGGGUCGAGUACAUCCGCAAGAUUCACUACUUCGGCCGGAAAAUCCAAGACGCCCGAAGCGUGCUGGCCAUCGUCGGUGGUAAAGUCGUGUACGUCAGCGAGUGGUACACCCAACUGAUAUCCCGUUGCCGGCAGCUAUGCAACGGGGCGCGGGACUCGCUGAUCUUCGGACACGUGUACACGACCAAUCACCUGAUCCCGUUCAUCCCCCGUGAUAUCAGAAGGAUACGGUACAUCGACAAGAGCACGGAGACUCUGUCCAGCAGCGGGACGUCGUUCGGCCUAGCUACAUGUAAAUACUGUCACAGUCGCAUCUACGCUACCUCAGAUCAGAAGAUCAAGUAUAGGCGCUCUACGAAACUGAACAUACCUCAUGCAGAUUACGUGUAG